AUGGCUACAAUUCACAGUCUCCCCGUCGAUCUGAUCCUCUUGAUCGCUCACAACCUCUCCCUGAAAUGCCUCCUCUCAUUAUACCGCACCUCCCGCCAUAUCCACAAGCUCCUCGCCCCCACGAUCCAGGACAUCGCCCUUGAGGACAAGAACGGCGUCUGCGCCCUCCUCUGGGCCGCCCUCUACGGCCACGAACCCCUCGUCCGCCUCGUCCUCGACAAAGGCGCCGCCUCAAUCGACAUCCAAUCCGGCUCCCGCGGCACCGCGCUCCACCGUGCCGCCGGCAGCGGCCACGAAGGCGUCGUCCGCACCCUCAUCGAAAAGGGCAUCGACGUCAACAUCGUCGAGUCCGUUGGCUCCACUACAGCACUCCACUGGGCCGCCCUCAAGGGCCACGAGGAGACCGUCCGCGUACUCAUCGAGUCCGGCGCAGACGUCACGCUCCAGGACGCAGGACAGGAGACGGCCCUCCACUGGGCGGCGAGGAGCCGCCAGGUCGCCGUGCUGAAGAUGUUGGUAGAUGCAGGAGCAGACAUCACGGCCAUGGACGAAGAUGGCAACACCCCGCUGCACCGCGCGGUGUGUGCGGGGUCGCGGCUGGCGGGGCCCGGCGAGGCGGUGGGCGUGCUGCUGGAGUGGGGCGCCGACAUCGAGGCGAAGGAUGAGCGCGGGCGAACGCCGCUGGCGUGCGCGGCGGAGGGUGCGAAUGAGGGGCUCGUCAAGAUGCUGUUGGAGAAGGGUGCGGAUAUCAAUACGAAGGACAAUGCCGGGCAGCAGGUGCUGCAUCGCGCGGCGUGCGGCGGGAAUGCGACGGUGCUGAAGCUGCUGGUGGAGAAGGGGGCGGAUGGGAGUGUCAUGGAUGGGUGUGGGGUCAAGCCGAUUGAGGUGGCGAAGGAUGAGGAGGUGAAGGUGUUGAUGGCGAGUUUGGGGUUGGGGGAGUAG
Morchella sextelata is the source of this 942-nucleotide messenger RNA. RefSeq lists its product as uncharacterized. Gene Ontology annotation, molecular function: protein binding. The transcript has a single exon. Lineage: Eukaryota; Fungi; Ascomycota; Pezizomycetes; Pezizales; Morchellaceae. The coding region runs from base 1 to 942 and encodes 313 amino acids. The record is from RefSeq and is a predicted model, not a curated record.